AUGACCUCCAUAGGCACGGGCUACGAUCUCUCCAACUCCGUCUUCUCCCCCGAUGGCCGCAACUUCCAGGUCGAGUACGCAGUAAAGGCGGUCGAGAAUGGCGGCACGGCGAUUGGCAUUCGGUGCAAGGACGGCGUGGUGCUUGCGCUGGAGAAGCUCGUCACCAGCAGACUGCUCAAGAAGGAGGCGAACAAGCGGAUAGCUACGGUGGAUCGGAAUAUCGGUGUGGUCCACUCUGGCCUCUUACCCGACGGCAGACACUUCGUAUCUCGCGCGCGCGACGAGGGGCAGAGCUGGCGCAGCACCUACAAAGCACCCAUUCCCGUCUCAUCACUCGCCAACCGCAUGGGCUCCUACGUCCAGGCAUUCACCCUCUACUCCUCCGUACGACCAUUUGGCAUCACCGCGAUUGUCGGUGGCUGGGAUGCAGAGACCGACGUUGAUGUGGACGGCGUAGUUGGAAGCGGACCAAAGGUGGGCGCAGGUGGAAAGACCAAGGGUGUGAAGGAGGGUGGUCCAUACCUCUACAUGAUCGAGCCGUCAGGGCUGUACUGGGGCUACUACGGCGCUGCGACUGGAAAGGGCCGACAAGCAGCCAAGGCCGAGCUGGAGAAGCUGAAGCUGGACCCCAAGGACGGCGAAUGCAUCAGCUUGGAGGAGGGUGUCAAGGAAGCGGCGCGCAUCAUCUACGUUGCGCACGAGGACAGCAAAGACAAGGAUUUCGAGCUUGAGAUGACUUGGAUCAGCGCUGUCAACGGCCCCACGAAGGGCAGACAUGAGGAGGUGCCCAAGGCGCUCAAGGAAGAGGCCGAGCGGCUCGCCAAAGCAGCAUUGGAGGGUGAAGACGAGGAUGAGGAGAAGAUGGAGGAGUAA
Molecule: messenger RNA, 873 nt
Organism: Zasmidium cellare ATCC 36951
Lineage: Eukaryota; Fungi; Ascomycota; Dothideomycetes; Mycosphaerellales; Mycosphaerellaceae
Exons: 3
Coding region: 1-873 (290 amino acids)
Biological process (GO): ubiquitin-dependent protein catabolic process
Cellular component (GO): proteasome core complex; nucleus; proteasome core complex, alpha-subunit complex
Source: RefSeq, a predicted model, not a curated record